AUGAGCCAUUACUUUGAGAAACGACCGGAACCUCCUCCGCAGUUCCUGCGUAAGCCCGUAGCGCCGCCGACUCCGCCGCCCGUGUACAGUGCUUAUCCUCCGUCGCAAUUCGGCUCCGCAUAUGCACCUCCGCCGCAAGCUUCCCCAGCGCCAUCUCCGGCGCCAUCGCCGUCGCCGUCGGCUUUGAGGACUCCUACUUUUGAGAGCUAUAACCCUUCCAAUUCUUAUACUGGUUCAAACUCGUAUGACCGACCUUCGACUUCUUACAAUCCUCCAGCCGCUUCGCCAACAUUCGCGCCAUCUCCGAGCUCGUACAACCCUGGGCCAGCCUCAUACAACCCUGCUUCCAGCUCUUACGCUACUCCAAGCGCAUAUAAUCCGCCUUCGAACUUGGAUAUCCGCCCUUCAACAUCGUAUAACCCUCCAGCUGCAUCACCGACAUACGCUCCCUCUCCAAGCUCUUACAACCCAGCUUCAAGCUACAAUCUCCCACCAUACAAUCCCGCCUCAACACCAUCAACCCCAGUCCCAUCAUACAACCCAUCUCUCCUCCCUCCCCCUCCACCCCGUCCUCUCAGACCAGUCCGCUCAGCAACAAACCUAACCAGCGCCCACGCUCCGCAACAAUCAGGUUUCUUAGACCCCAAGGGAACUCACCAAGUCGACUUUGUAGUCGACGACCUUCCCUCUCCAGCUUCAUUAUCGCCAGGCCUUUCUCCUACAUUCCCAAGCGAUGCGCCACCGCAUGAGAUCCGUCGCGUGAAGAGCUCGUCAGCUCUCUCAGCAGCACUAUCAACCCAUCCACAAGACCAACAAAAAGACUCAUCAAAAUGGAAGACAGCACUCGGCGAAGCCCAAUACUUUGCAGGAGGCUUGAUAUCGCACCCCGCAGAGUCAAAUAAGCAUUUCAGCAUCAUCCGUCAUUCUCAUGCACUAGUCUGGUACAGAGGACCUUCUACAUCCGUACCGAUUACUAUCCUCUCCGAUGAACCUCUACCACCGACCAGAACGUUAUGGAUGCAACAAAAAGGCUUCUCCGGAAACAUGGGCAUGAGUCUCAAAGCGCUUAUGGGAACGACAGGGACGUGGCUAAACGUCACACCUGCUACAAGAGCAAACGUCGAACACCUCCCUGAGGCAGAAGAGCGCGGUAUACAACGUGACUUUACACGUUUUGUCAAGAAAGCUUCAGGAAAAUUGAAGAAUCACGUUCCUAGGGAAACACACAUCGUGCGCAUCCCCGCAGCCGCAACAGACGGCUAUUUCCGCCUCGUCGUCUGCGCAGGAGAAGAUAACAAGAAAGUCCUCUGCGGAAGUCCCGUGUUUCGCAUUGCCAGUACUUCCACAGACGUCAGCACCGUUCGAGGGUCCAGUUUGAGUACUAUGCCUCUGGAAAUGGGUAUCAAGAUGGCUACCACUAUUGGAUCGCAGGUUGCGAAGAAGUACACUGGUGUUGCAGGCGUUGUGGUAGAACAGGGUGCUAAACGACUCACGCCGAGUAACGCGGCGAUUAAGAAAGUUGCUACUACGGCGUAUCAGAAGUCAGGUCUCGGCAACGCUGUUAGUGAGAGCUGGAAGAAUAACAAGGCAGGUCGAUAUGACCCUUUACUCAGCGGUACAGCACUCGAUGCGCCGCUAGAAGUAAUCGGCAGCGACGAGGGUCCCGAAGCACCAUUUCCUUACAAAUUCGCCGGCAAAGUAGUUCGCGGAACAGGAAUAUCGACGAGAGAAUUCGGUAUUCCCACCGCAAAUCUAACUGAGGUCGGAGACGAUGUAAAGAUGCGCAUGGGCGGUGUCUUCGCAGCAUGGGCACGCGUGAUUCCCACACCCGCCCAAAAAACCGAAGAUUUCGACGACGACUGGCACGAAGCAAUAGUAACAAUAGCCCCCCUCCGCAACGCACCACCCGGCGUCGUCCAACGAAACAAAGUAAUAGUGCACAUCCUGCACGAUUUCGAAGACACUUUAUUCUUCGACAUGAAGAUGAAGAUCAUGCUAAUGGGCUACCUACAUGCCUUUUCCCCCACACUAUCCAGUGAAGAGAUUCUGGAGGAGCAUUCGCGCAAUGUCAUGACUACGACUGCGAGUCUUGCGCGGGAUGCUUGGGGUCCUGAAGUGAAUCUUUCUGCGACGAGGGCUGCGAAGAGUGAUAGGGGGUUUAAGGAGAGGUUGGGGGAUGCGACGGGUGUUGUGCAGGGUGGGUUGGAUAGGAUUCCUUCGCAUUGGGUUGGUGUUAGGAGUGAGGGGCAAGAGAUGAGGGAUCAGGUUUAUGGGAAUGGUGGUUUGUGGGUUGCUAGAUAG
Fusarium coffeatum is the source of this 2301-nucleotide messenger RNA. RefSeq lists its product as uncharacterized. Gene Ontology annotation, biological process: riboflavin biosynthetic process; FMN biosynthetic process. NCBI's taxonomy places the organism in Eukaryota, Fungi, Ascomycota, Sordariomycetes, Hypocreales, Nectriaceae. The transcript has a single exon. The record is from RefSeq and is a predicted model, not a curated record. Bases 1 to 2301 code for a protein of 766 amino acids. Gene Ontology annotation, molecular function: riboflavin kinase activity. Gene Ontology annotation, cellular component: mitochondrion.